Molecule: messenger RNA, 2944 nt
Organism: Cadophora gregata
Lineage: Eukaryota; Fungi; Ascomycota; Leotiomycetes; Helotiales; Ploettnerulaceae
Exons: 1
Coding region: 178-2841 (887 amino acids)
Source: RefSeq, a predicted model, not a curated record
CUCCACGUCUUCCAUCCUUCUUUUCUUCGAACAUCGCCCUCGACAUCCUCAACAAGCUGUUUGAUUACACGUACUCUUUACUGUAGAAUUGUUUUGCCUUUGUGCUAUUCUAGCCAGCGACCAUUUGUUCCUCUCAUUUACUUGCCCUCUAACUAAUCUGCAAUUGCUGGCUGCGUGAUGGCACAGGGUGUCGUGGCACCUCCAUUGACAAAUGGAGUGUCCUUGACAGCAGACGAGCUUCGUGAGAUUUUGGAGUAUGAGAGAAUUGUACAGUUUCGCGAUGCUGUGUUGGCGGGCACGCAUCCUCGCAUAAAAAUCCCGCCUCACCUUGCUGGCAAGCAGAUUUCGCGAGUUAUAUCUUCGCCCAAGUCGACUACACCUCGACCCAGCCUGACCACACCCGCAGCGCGCACGACCCCUAGCACGCGCGCAGACGACUCGACUUUCUUCAACAGAUCCCCAACCAAUCUGCGACCCACUGGUGGCGCGCAUAUCUCAAUGCCUUCCAAGUCAGAGAUCAAUCCUAUUCUCUUGGAGAAAUCCGAUGACCUGAUAAAGGCUGAGAUACAGUUACAACGGCAGAGGCUGGAGAGGGGCCUUAGAGAGCAGAUUGAGCAGCAGCGUAUUACGGCGAAAGCAUUGCUUCAAACGUCCGAGUCGCUGCCCAACUUUGACCUCUCUGAGGUGCUGUCAAAAGCGCUUGAAAUCGUACACCCUUCCACUGCCCCAGAAGUUGAGCCCUCUGCUGCUGCCAGUGACUCGUUUGAUGAGAACACUUUCUAUUCUAGUCAGCAUGAUACACCAGAGCCUUCCAGUCCUCCCAGGGGCCAGAAGGGCCCAGCUGAGGUGCAGUCGCAAACCGCGUCGAUACCUGACCAGCGUCCUGUUGAGAGACAUCCUACACAAAACCAGGUCGAGCACCGAGCAGUGGUCAUGACUGGUACUUCGCUAUCCAAUGAUAACAAUCUAGCUUUGCAGGCUCGUCCGCAGUUGCAAUACUCACAACAGCAGAACAGUGCUUCAAAGCCGCGCGAGGAGCAGCAGCGUAUGGAGAUAGGGAAUUCAGCGUCAAGCAGUUCAGGAGAAAUCAUAUCCCAUCGUGCUCAAGGAACGGUCAACGUUAGCAUACCCCCAACCAUUUCUCAGAAUUCAAUCCAGGGACAAUCUUCCAAUAUUGGCCAGUUUACUGAUUCCAUACUUACUCAGGCAACUACACAAGAUCUCCUCAAGCAGGCAUUUGACAACAUCCCUACCUCGCCAUUAGUUCGUGCUCACAACCUGUCUCCUAUUGCUCCCCAACCUGCCCGAGUAUCCCCACUAGCCACAGCCAGAGAUCCUCCUAUACUUCGAGAACAUGCUGCUGUUGAUGAGAUGCAGCCUGCGCAGGUUUCUACACUUCGCAACCAGCCCACUGGUGUUUCAAGCACCGACAGCUCACCCAAAGGCACGAAGAAUAACGAGAAGAAGAGAGAAAAGGAGAAAAAGAAGAGGAAGAGGAAAGGGAAAGAGGCGGCUGACACCCCAGAUUCACCAUACAUCAAACCAGAGCCUCGAUCGCCAUCCCCAUACACAGCAGUAGCGCCCUUGCCUCGGCCCCAAAAGAGACCAAGACAAUCAGGCCAGUUUGCGGCAGAGCUCAACUACGACGAGCCAAGACAGGAGCCCCUCGAAGAAGUCCGAGAGAGAACUCCGGUGCGACAGUACAGAGAAGUACGUGGUUCUCGUAUAGUUGAGCGUGAAGAGGUUCGCUAUGAGCCAGAGUACCGCCGCGUCGAGCCUGCGCACAGACGUAUGGACAGAGAAGAAGAAAGGGGAUAUCGACGUAUCGCUGAUGGGCAGUAUGAAAGAAGACCCCAAUCUCCCGUUUUCGCCCUUCCUUAUGCUCCAGGCGAAGUUCGUCAAGUCAGAGCAGCCUCUCAUGCAGUUGUGGAGAGAAGAGCCUACGAUGAGCCACACUUUGUUAGAGAACCUAUCGUGAGAGCAAGUGUCCGCCCUGAUGCAGAUCGUGAACGCUCAAGAUCUCCCAUCUUCCGUGAAAGAAGAUCACCACUUCCUAUGGCUCCUCCACGGCAGUCUAUGCGCAUUGUCAUUGAUGAGUUUGGUCGCAAAUACUAUGAGCCCCUGCCUGUUGCACCUCCACCACGUUACCGCGAGCCAGAGAUCGUCUACGAACGAGCUCCAACUAGAGCAGUGUCUAGUCGUGUUCCAGCUGAAUUUGAGGAAGACGGUAUUAUCUAUAGAAGAGCAUCUCCAGCACCACUUGCUCCACGCCGAGUUGUCACCCAACCAGAAUACGCCAUUCCACCCCAGCCAGACUACCGAUCAUACCGUCAAAGAGAAUACUCCGUUCGUCCAACUGCAAUGGGACCUCCUGGCGAAGAAUAUAUUCAGAUCAGAAGCCGACAACUGACGCCCGAAGAUAGCCGCAGAGAAUACAUUCCCAGACCAGCGAGUGUGUAUCCAGAAGCUGUCAGAUACGAGAUCCCCCGCGAGUAUACUAGAAUGCAAAGUGUUCGUCCUGAGGGACCACCACGGGAGUAUGCUGCAAGUGUACGUCCAGAAGCACGCAGAGAGCUGGUUCCACAACCGCAUCGAGAGUACAGCGUUCGCCCAAUGGACCCGCCUCAUAGUGCCAUACCUCAGUCACAACGAGAAUAUAGCGUCCGACCAGUGGAACCGGUCAUUCGUCGAGAGCCACCCGCCAUUCCAGAAGGUGGAAGAUAUUACGAGGAACCAGCUGGUCGUCAACCGGCUGAAAUUGCGUUCAUCGAGAGGCCUAGGGCGAGAGAAUCAUCCGUGAUGGUUUAUGCAGACGAUGUUAGGAGAGAAGUGUACAGAUAAUUGGGCUGGAAAUCCUGCAGUUGGUCGUUCCUUGGCAGCUUUAGUUGGUUAGAAGCUAUUCAGGACCUCAAACUUGCGUGUAUUGAUUUAGAGAGAAAACAUA